CCGACCACCCACUCACACAAUGUCCGCUGCCCCCGCCCCCCUGCCUGCGACCAUGCGCGCCGUGGUCAUGAACGGCCCGUUCGACGUCAAGGUCAAGGAGGUGCCUGUGCCCCAGCUCGAGAAGGACACCGACGUAUUGAUCAAGGUGCACCUGGCCGGCCUGUGUGGCUCCGAUCUCCACGCGUACCGCGGCCACGAGGAGGGCAGCGGGUACGUCAUGGGCCACGAGGUCGUCGGGACCGUCGUGGCGACUGGCGCCGCCGUCAACAAGUUCAAGGUCGGCGACCAUGUCAUCGCGCCCUUCUCGGUCUCUUGCGGGAACUGCUUCUACUGCGACCAGGGCUACACGUCCCGGUGCGACCAGAACGCGUGCCUCAUCGGCGGGCAGGCAGAGUACUUCCGCAUGCCGCUCGCCGACGGCUGCCUGUUCCCUUUCCCGGCCGGGCUGCCAGAGGACGUCGCGCUGCUGAUGACGGAUAUCCUGCCGACGGGGUACAGCAGUGCGAUGAACGCGCGGCGGUUGCUCGACAACGACGCUGCACAGUGGACCUAUGCCGACGCGCUCGCCGGCACCGUGCCCAAGAAGGGCGUGGCGGUCGUCAUUGGCUGCGGGCCGGUCGGGCUGUGCGCCAUCUCGUCGGCGCGCACGCUGUUCGAGACGGUGUACGCUACUGAUCUGGCGACGCAGCGCCUAGCUCUGGCGGAGAAGCACGGCGCCAUCGCGCUCCCCCUGCCCGAGCUCAAGGAGGCGCUGGCCAAGGCCACGAACGGGCGGGGCGCCGACGCCGUGCUCGAGGUGGUCGGCCACGCUGGCGCCGUGUUGACUGCUCUCGAACUUGUGCGGCCGUACGGCGCCGUCUCGUCCGUCGGCGUGCACUCGCGCCACAUCGACCUCGACGGCGACCAGCUCUACUCGAAGAACGCGCGCCUCCAGUUCGGCCGCUGCUCCGUCCGCACCUUCUUCCCGCUCGCUGCCAACGUGCUCCGGGACAACCUCGACGUGUUCAAGAGCUUUGUCGAGAACAAGGUGGAUCUGGACGAGGCCGAGAAGUACUAUGAGCUCUUUGAGCAGAACAAGGUCGCCAAGACUGUGUUCGUCAUGCCCAAGUAAUGUGGCGUGGGGCUGGACGCUUCGGCUCAGCAUUAACACGCGUCGACGUAUCCUCGCCGGCGUAUGUAGCACAUAGACGCGGGUCGUGAGAUGUAGAUCUGGAUAAAGGCACAUGCAUGCAUCAG
Molecule: messenger RNA, 1236 nt
Organism: Vanrija pseudolonga
Lineage: Eukaryota; Fungi; Basidiomycota; Tremellomycetes; Trichosporonales; Trichosporonaceae
Gene: fdh
Product: S-(hydroxymethyl)glutathione dehydrogenase
Exons: 3
Coding region: 20-1111 (363 amino acids)
Molecular function (GO): zinc ion binding; oxidoreductase activity
Source: RefSeq, a predicted model, not a curated record